Talpa occidentalis (Iberian mole) is the source of this 5382-nucleotide messenger RNA. RefSeq names its product sphingomyelin synthase 2 (gene SGMS2). The transcript is spliced from 7 exons. The record is from RefSeq and is a predicted model, not a curated record. Gene Ontology annotation, cellular component: Golgi membrane; endoplasmic reticulum membrane. Gene Ontology annotation, biological process: ceramide biosynthetic process; sphingomyelin biosynthetic process. Gene Ontology annotation, molecular function: sphingomyelin synthase activity; ceramide cholinephosphotransferase activity. NCBI's taxonomy places the organism in Eukaryota, Metazoa, Chordata, Mammalia, Eulipotyphla, Talpidae. Bases 2304 to 3401 code for a protein of 365 amino acids.
CCGACGGAGCCGCCGCCUUUCUGGCUCCUCCGCCACAAGUCCGGCCUCCAUCCUCCCAGCCGGUGCCCACGUCCGCCUGGCCACAACAUAGAAAGGAUACUCCAGCCUCGCCCAGGGGAGGAGACACGCACCGCACAGCGAGCCUCCGCGCCCACCGGACCGCGUGGAAGCCGGGCUCGGCGCGCCGCGUCAGAAAGUCGGCGCCGGCCCCGACGUCGAAGAUGGCGGCCAAGUGCGAGGCCUCCCUCCCCGCCAGCCGGCCAGCCCUUCUCGCGGGCAGCCCCCGGGGGCCUCUGGAGGCUUGGCUUGCCGGAAACCCUCGCAGGACUGCAAUCCAGGACAUUUUUCAAGUUCACCGCCUUCCAGGCUAGUUCAUGGGACGAUGGGCCAUGGGGGAGCUUCCUCCUCCGUGUACCGCCCCUCCCGGCCCGGUUUCUGGAGGCGCGCGCUCUCCCACCGCUGGCCGAGCACCCAGAGAGCUCUCACACACCCUCAGCCCUCAGCCCUGGAGCCCCAGAGCCACUCUUCCUAGCUAGCGACUCAGCACCCCUCCUUUUACUCCAGGGCUACCGCCUUGUGUUAGACCUUCCCCAGAACCAGGAUGAACCCAAAUUAGUCCCCCUAAGUGGACAUCCUCCCACUGUGCAGGAGUCAUUCUCCCAAAUGCAAAUCGCAUCUUACCGAGCACCCAAAAGGGUAGGGGUUCCCUGUAACUUUUUUAGGGCAGCCUUAGUUUAGAGUCCAUGCUUGCAAUUGAAUUUCAUUGUAAUUCUGAGUUCUGCCAAUAACAAGAAUGAGCUUGGAAGAGAAGCCCCAGCUUUCGAUGGUACGCAGGGCCGUGUUUGGGUUCAGCCAAGGUAUUCAGAGAAAUGGUGUUAAGAGGAAACUGGCAUUUAGAUGUCACGAGGUGGGCUUCGAGGAGUGCUCGUUGCUUCUGAAUUAGCCCCUAUUUCUGAGAUUUUUCGUGAAAGACUUCAAGGUAAAAUGGAAGGAGACAGCAGAAGGGAAUCCCCUCGUGUGGGUGGGCCUCAUCCAGUCAGUUGAGGCCUGAGUAGAAGAAAAAAGUUAAGGGCGAUCCCAAGAUGGCUAUCUGUACCAGGUCUAGAGGAGAGUCAGUCAAGAGGUUUCCCAGGGGCUCAGAAGAACCUUGAAGAGCUGAGUUUAGGAAGAUUAAAUCUGUGCAGUUUUCAAUCAUGACCAGACUGAAAAUAUGCCUCAGGGUUAAAUUAGUGAUAACUACUUAGAAAAUAAUGUCACCAAAAAGGACACAUUGACCAUAGUCUUUUAUACAAAUUGUAUUUCAGAGCAAGCCAGUAGUUAAUUAAGGAAGUUCAUCCUUUCAUGUUACCUAGAAUUUUAGCUACUAAGUGCAGAAGGAAUAUUUGCUUUUAAAAAUGACCACUUUAACAUCUGAUGAGGUCAUUGACAUAGGCAGUAAUUACUAAUGACUGCUAAAUGUGUUAGGUGUAAGGUAGUAUGAUAGGCAACUUCAUGUGUGAACUUGAUGUGCCCAGAUAUCUGGCUGAGCAUUAUUCUGGGUGUGUGUGAGAGUGUUCCUGGGUGAGAGUAACAUUUGAAUCAAUAGACUGGGAGUAAAGCAAAUUGCUCUCCCUCAUGUUGGUGGGCCUCAUCCUCAAUCAGUUGAAGGCCUGAGUAGAAGAAAAAGGUGACUGACUCUUCUGCAAGUACCAGGAACAACUCCUACUUAACUGCCUUCAGCUGAGACACUGGUCUUUUCCUGCUAUCACACUUGAACUGAAAUCCUGACUCGUGGGUCCCCAGCUUGCCUUUCAAACUGGAACCUAUGUUAGCAUUCCUAGUUCUCAGGCCUUUGGAUUCAGACUAGACCUGCACCAUCAACUCUCCUGGGUCUCCAGCCUGCUCAGUCUCAAUUAUCAUAACUCCAGACAGAAGGCUGCAGAGUGGGGCUGUUGUGACGCUCAGCAGAUAUCUCCUGUCCCUUUCAUGGCCACCAGUUGCUGCCUCAGCAGUUCACCCAGAAAUUUCCACAGGGGACUCGAGACGAGGCAGUCUGAUGCAAAGCAGGAGCCACACAUCUAAAAAUUCCUCAGAAGUUGUAAAUAGGUGGGAUAGCAGCAUCUUCGGGGCACACGCCAUCGGCCGCCGGGCCUGAGAGCGGCGUCUGCGCAGCUGCAUGGGAGGCCCCGCCGCGCCCCAGCCGCCGCCUGCGCCCUGCACCCGCCGACAGGGGGGCACCCAGAGUCCAUGCUGAGCUGCCCGCAGGGAGGACCCCACCAAGAGCAAGCGCUCUGCCGCCUCGUUGUUGAUCUGAAGACGGGACAAUGGAUGUCAUAGAGACAGCGAAGCUCGACGAACACAGGGAAAGCCAGGCCAGCCACCCUGCGGACACUUACACCAGCCCCGCCGAGCUGGCGGAAGAGGAAGGCAAAAAUGGCAACGACAAAGCCAAGAGCUUACCCAAUGGGCUGCGGAAGGGCCCCAAGAAGUACCCAGACUACAUCCACAUUUCCAUGCCCACGGAGCUGCGGAACAAGUUCCCCCCGGAGUGGUGGAAGACCGGCAUCGCGUUCGUGUACGCGCUCUUCAACCUGGUGCUCACCACCGUCAUGAUCACCGUGGUGCACGAGCGCGUGCCCCCCAAGGAGCUCAGCCCGCCCCUCCCGGACAAGUUCUUCGACUACAUCGACCGGGUGAAAUGGGCGUUUUCUGUAUCAGAAAUAAAUGGGAUUAUCCUCGUUGGAUUGUGGGUCGCCCAGUGGCUGUUUCUGAGAUACAAGUCGAUCGUGGGGCGCAGGUUCUUCUUCAUUAUCGGGACCCUGUACCUGUACCGCUGCAUCACCAUGUAUGUCACCACGCUGCCGGUGCCAGGCAUGCACUUCCAGUGCGCCCCAAAGCUCAACGGGGACUCGCAGGCCAAGGUGCAGCGGAUCCUGCGGCUCAUCUCGGGCGGCGGGCUGUCCAUCACGGGCUCGCACAUCUUGUGCGGGGACUUCCUCUUCAGUGGUCACACGGUCGUGCUCACCCUGACUUACCUGUUCAUCAAAGAAUACUCGCCCCGUCACUUCUGGUGGUACCAUCUGAUCUGCUGGCUGCUGAGCUCGGCGGGCAUCAUCUGCAUCCUGGUGGCGCACGAGCACUACACGGUGGACGUGAUCGUUGCCUACUACAUCACCACGCGCCUGUUCUGGUGGUACCACUCCAUGGCCAACGAAAAGAACCUGAAGGUCUCCUCACAGACCAACUUCUUGUCUCGAGCCUGGUGGUUCCCCAUCUUUUAUUUUUUUGAGAAAAACGUGCAAGGCUCCAUUCCAUGCUGCUUCUCCUGGCCGCUCUCCUGGCCGCCCGGCUGCUUCAAGUCAUCGUGCAAAAAGUAUUCCCGGGUCCAGAAGAUCGGGGAGGACAACGAGAAAUGCACCUGAGAGCACCGCAGAGGCAAGCCUCCCAGCAAGAAGGGGCGUCGCUGCAACCAAAGGUAUAGUUUUGUCUUUUGUUUUAGGAGAACUGACUGGGAAAGAAGACACGGACCCAAGGGUCUGUGAGUGUGGGAAAGAUGGACGCAGCGCUGCCCCGUGGCGGGUUCUGGAUCCAUCCCGACAAACACCUCUGCUCCCGCGGCUCUUCAUCCUCCGUCACCGGCCCUCGACCCGGACCUCUCUGCCGAGCUGGAUUAAGGCGUGCCAAAGAACACACCCCUCUCCUUAGUCUUUCUCCAGCAAGUGCUCGACUGCAGACAGUUUUCUGGAUUAUUUUUCCUUCCGAGAUCAGAAGAUUUGUUAAUGUUUUAAAUAAAAUAUCUGGAUCUAUCUAGCUGCCGUGUAAAUAGACUACCGAUACGCUGAGAGUGGGUUCCAGCACUAGGUUUACUUACAGCCAGGGGCGUUCUGUAGCCCCCAGGGUGAAAGGUCUGCUGCAGGCCUGGGAACAAGCAUGACUGCUCCCCCCACCCCCAGCACGAUGUAUCACUUUUAUUUUUAUUAUAACAAAGAAAGAUGAUCUAAGUACACGAGGAAGUGCCUGACACACCCCAGGACGCCCAUGUGUGUGGAAGGUUGAAUCUAAGGUCUCCAGGACAGGCGCUUGGGACCCAAGCCGUCUCUGCUGAGGGUCCCCCUCGCUUGGUAAAUUGGCAUCUGAGCCCGCAGGGCAGUCGGCACCACGCAUGGCCGUGCGGACCUGCACUCACAGCCUGGCGGUUGGGCCGUGAGGUGGGGUCAGAGCUGCUCAUUGAACUCAGAAUCCAGGGCCGCGCAUCGGGAAGGGCUUCUUCUGAGUGACAGCGUGCUUGGCGGGAAUUCAAGGCAGACCUGACAUUCCUGUGUCCUUGCCUCUCUGACCCACCGCUCCUGUGGACGCGAGCCACGGCUGAGGCCUCCGCUUGGCCCCUGAGGUGCGGCAUGUGCUCAGUUGCUCCUGCACUUGCCUCGGAGGGCCAGGGCCCCAGCGACUUGGUCAAGGGGAUGAUCGUUUCUAAUGUCCUUGCAGGUGAUGCAAAAAAGACGGAGUAUCAAACAUAAGUUCCGAUUUGAUGCUGUCCCAUGUAGCGCGUUGCUGAAGGCCGCUGGGUCUUUCAGACAAUUCUUGGCUGAAUUUCUUAGGAUUUCUAGUCCCCUUAGAAAAACACCAAAGACUCCAAAAUCCUCACUGCUGCGUCAGGGUGCGGCGAGGCCACAGGGUAGGACGAGGCCGUUCCAUUUCCACUGGAGGCGGAAAUUUCCUGCGCUUAGGAUGGAAACCGUCUCGGGCCACUUCUCAGCAUACACAGCUUGACUCCACACACGAAACUGACCUUUCGAUUGUAAGCACAUUGCAGACCCGCUCGGAAGAGCCAUCCCCCCUCUGGUGCUAAAAUUCUGCACGUUUUCAGUGUGGCUGCUCCUCGUGCAACAGAAUCACGGAGGGAAAGGGACUUUGCAAAUGGCGGGAAGAAAACCCCACUCUGGUUAUUUCCACAAGAUGGGAAACCUGAACAUCCUUGGCCGCCGCUUACCUGCGUCCUCUUCACUGCUUUCCCUGUAUUAGAUGCUGACCCGGUGCCAGGGCGGGGUGCUGUGCUGGGAGCACUCAGGUGGAAUCGUGCCAUCUGAGGGCGAGUGAAGCGUCUGCCCCCAGCUGGGGUCAUUCCUCGAGCCUCUCCUUCCCAGAGACCACCCGGAGCACGGGGCGGCCUCACUCAGCUGCGUCUGGGUAACCCGCUCUUGGUGUGCGAGCCUCAGCCGGCACAUGUGCUGCUGUGGGGGAGCCUUCGGCAGUAAAUCCGGCUCUGCAGUCGAUCAUCAGUUGGUUUUUUCUUUAAAAAAUCCCACCAUUACCUUUUAAAGAACUUUUAAAAGUCUGUGACCCUGUGUUCUUGCCAUGUUUAUUCCCAGGUCUCUCCAAUGCCAAGAAAGCACGUGGGUUGAA